UCCGAAAUACUUCCUAUGUGUCAACUCAUUCAAGAAUUUCAUAGCAGUUUAAAAAAUGAUUUCCAGGAAAUUUUUGUGGAAGUUUUAAAUGCUAAUAAUUUACCUCUUGUAAAUUUUCUUCCUAGACUCGUAGCUCGGCUAAGUCAGAAGUUCCCCAAGAUUGAAUUUGGUGAACUUCAUAAAAUAGUGGAAGAUCUUACCAAGGGUUAUAAGGAAUGUUGCCAUGGUGACCUGUUGGAGUGUGCUGAUGAUAGGGUGGCUCUUUCUGAGUACGUUUGUAAGCACAAAGAUACAAUCUCCUCCAAACUCGGAAAAUGCUGUGACAAGCCUGUAAUCCAGAAGAGCCAGUGCAUUGCUGAUCUGGAGAAUGAUGACAUUCCUGCUGACCUCCCUAACUUCCUUGCUGAAUAUGUAGAAACCAAGGACGCCUGCAAAAACUACCAGGAAGCAAAUGAAGUCUACUUAGCCCACUAUCUGUAUGACAGUGGAAGAAGACACCCUGAGCUUGCUGUUACCACACUGCUGAGGCUUGCCAAGGACUACGAACACACACUUGAGAAGUGUUGUGCCACAGCUGACCCUCCUGCUUGCUAUGCCAAAGUGGCUGAUGAUCGGAAAGCCAUUAUUGAGGAGACCAACCAUUUAGUCAAGUCAAAUUGUGAUAUUUUUGAAAAACUUGGAGAAUACGGUUUUGAAAAUACAGUACUGGCCAGUUAUACCAAGAAACUACUUCCACUGUCAACCCCAACAUUGUUGGGCCUUGCACAUCAGUUUGGAAAAGUUGCCAGUAAAUGCUGUAAACUCAGUGACCAAGAAAAAGUGGCCUGUGCUGAGGGCUAUGGGGCUAUUGUAUUUGACAAUCUGUGUCGCCUUCAUGAGAAGACCCCAGUGAGUGAUAGAAUCACCAAAUGCUGCACAGACUCGUUGGUGGGCCGCACUCGCUGCUUCACUGCCGUGGGAGAUGAUGACACAUAUGUACCCAAGGCAUUUUCUGCAGACACAUUCACCUUCCAUGCUGACCUGUGCACACUUCCUGAAGAGGAGAAACAGAACAAGAAGCAAAGUGUACUGGUGGAACUCGUGAAACACAAGCCCCACAUCAGUGAUGAGCAACUCAAGGGUGUAAUUACUGAUUUCACUGCAUUUGUGGACAAGUGCUGCAAAGCUCCCAACCAGGAAGCCUGCUUCGCUGAAGACGGUCCCAAACUGGUUGCUUCAGCUCAAGCUGCCUUAAACGCCUGAUGGACAAGCUGUCACUAGCAUUUCAGGUAACUCUCUUUGGGU
Molecule: messenger RNA, 1284 nt
Organism: Phascolarctos cinereus (koala)
Lineage: Eukaryota; Metazoa; Chordata; Mammalia; Diprotodontia; Phascolarctidae
Product: albumin-like
Biological process (GO): transport
Cellular component (GO): blood microparticle; cytoplasm
Molecular function (GO): enterobactin binding
Source: RefSeq, a predicted model, not a curated record